AUGUCAACCAUUUAUAAGAAGGAAACGAAAACCGGAAAAGCGAUUUUCCCAAGAAGCGAUAGAAACUCGACUCUGGAUUUUACAAGAGAUCGUUUGGAAAUUGUUUACGAUGUUUUCACUGCUAGAGAUGGUAAUCAACAGCAAGACGGUGCUCCAUGCAUAAAUUUGGUCUUCCUGCAUCCCAGUGGUAUGAGUCGAGUGAUAUGGGAAGAUUACCUUCAAGAUUUCUUCCAACAUUCAACAAGCUGGACCGUGGGCAAAAUCAUUUUGCUAGAUCAGGUUAACCACGGCGACUCUGGUGUCAUCAAUAAAAACAAACUGGGUUCCAUCUACGACUGGAGCGACGGGUCCAGAGAUGUAUGCGAGAUAGCCUCUAAAGAACUAUUUUCUCAAAAUGGUGAUAAUAAUGGUUUUAAUAUUGUCAUUGGUCAUUCAAUGGGAGGAUUUCAAGCUCUGGGCUGCGGGGUAUUAUAUCCCGGGCUAUUUGAUCUAAUUAUAUGCAUAGAACCAGUCGUUCUGAUGAAAAAUAUCCAUAAUCCUGAGAACGUAACUAAGAUUCCAAUAGCAUUCCAUGAUGGGUUAUGGUCUAAGAUGACCGACCAAUUUAACGAUUUAAAUCACUUCGAAAAGUUCCUUUGCAAAGGCAGCUUUUAUGUCACAGCGCAAGAGAAUGUCCGCGACAGAAUAUCAGAUUUCGAGAAAAUGACAUUAGAAAAUGGCACUAUUAAAACUAAAAUGGACAAAUAUCAGCAUAUGAUCACGUACCUUUGCCUUCGACCCUAUGCGAGCUGGUUGAUGGGAAAUCUUAGGUUCCUGACACCGGCUGUUGUUUGUCUUUACGGUGAAAAAUCGAAGUGGUGUCCUAAAGAAAACCGCGAGCUUCUGAAGAGGGAAAUAAAGAAUUAUAAAGAGGAAGAUUUAGUCGGAGCUGAUCACCUUGUCACAAUUGAAAAUCCAGAAUUGCUUUCUGCCAAGCUUUGUGAACAUAUUAAACAAUUUUUGAAAGAAACUCCAAGGAAACAGCAGAGGCCUUUGACGGCGGAAGACAGACUCAAAAGAUUCAAGUAUCUUUACGCAGACCUUCUAAAACAACGAGUUGGACGCGGAUUUCCUAAAGUUUAG
Lachancea mirantina is the source of this 1122-nucleotide messenger RNA. Lineage: Eukaryota; Fungi; Ascomycota; Saccharomycetes; Saccharomycetales; Saccharomycetaceae. The record is from the annotation of a GenBank genome assembly.